GAUAUGAAAAGUGAUAAGAGCAAACAAUCUAAUGUUAGUUUUUCGGGCAAAUUUGUCCCAGCUGAAGCGACCGAAACCUUAAUUUCAGAAAAAUUAAGCAAAAAAGCUGCAAAACGAUCUAGAAAACGUGAAAAAAGGCAAAAUGAAAGAAUUAAUAGCGCUCCGGAACAGAAAUGGCGCAAGAUAUCGUUAUCAAAUCCACCACCAAUAAUACCUGCUAAUAUAGAAGAGGAUAUCACAGAAGCGACGCGAUCAGAUAAUAAAAAAAAGCGUAAACGAAAAAAUGCGGUUCAGGGAAAUAACUCUAAUAAUGAUAAUGAUUUUGUUGAUAUUCAUUCUCUUGAAUGGUCUGAAGUAGCUUGUCCGGAAUCAAUUUUUAUGGGAGAUGAUUUAGGAGGUUUUUUAUGUUUAGAGGAAAUAGAUUAUGUUGAUGUUGAAUAUGAAAAUAAUGAAGAAACCCAAGGAAAGACGAUUAAAUUUAAGAGAAUCAAAAGUGAUGAGAAAUCAUCAAAUGCGAAAACUAAAAAUUUAUGCGCUAAACCAGAAGAACCAUUAACAAAAGAAGAGUCAUCCAACUAUUAUGACUUGGAUACAUUUGAUGAAAGUCUUCUAUUGGGAGAAGAAAUGGAUGAAUCUUCGCAAUCCGAGGAAGAUGUAAUCUCACAUGAUAAUUCUGAUAAUAAUGAAGGCCAAGAUAAUGAGAGUGAUAAAUAUGAAAAUGAUGAAUCCAUCAUUAAUAAUUCGCAAUCAAAUAGCGAGGAUGAAAUGGAUAUCGAUUCGAAAAAAGAGGAAGAUAAUAAUUUGAAAAAUCAGAGUGCAAGCACGAAUAUUAAUCAUAAACCGAUCGCGAAAGGACCGGGUCAGAAUGCAAUUGAAGAAGAAAUUGAUAUUUCUGCAUGGAAUCAGUUCAACCUUUCUCCUACCAUCAUGAAUGGGUUAAAAGCACUUCAAUUUGAUAAACCUACACCUAUUCAAGAAAAGUCUCUCCCUUUUAGUAUGUCUGGACGUGACGUUGUAGGUGCAGCUGAAACUGGUUCUGGAAAAACGCUUGCUUUUGGAAUUCCUAUAUUAGAAUACAUAAUUAAUCGAAAUAUUAAAGAAUCCAAGAACCAACUUGCAGCGCUUAUUUUAACGCCUACAAGAGAAUUAGCUAUGCAAGUCAGAGACCAUCUUCUAACCAUUAGCAAAACUUCUUUAAUUAAGAUAAUGGUGAUUGUUGGAGGAAUGUCUGUUCAGAAACAACAGCGAUUGUUGUCAAAGCAUCCGAAUAUUAUUGUCGCUACGCCUGGACGUUUGUGGGAGCUAUUCUCUGAAAAUGAUGCGUAUCUUGAUAGCUUGCGACGCAUAAAAUUCUUGGUAUUAGAUGAGGCAGAUAGGAUGCUCGAAACCAACCAUUUCGAAGAGUUAAAUCAUAUUUUAACUGUUCUAUCAAGAACUAGAAUUAACACUAAUGAGUGGGCCGAAGGCGACAUGAAAAAAACUGAGGACUGCAUCAAUGACCUACCUCCUCGUCAAACUUUUGUAUUUUCUGCUACGCUUGAUAGCAAGUUGAAAGAAGACCUGAAGCGAAAGAAAUCAUACAAGAGAAAAAAAGAUUCUGUGGGGACAAUGACUGAAUUAAUGCAUCGGCUCGAAUUUAGCGAUCCUGAUCCAGCUUUUUUGGAUAUUACACCGGAAGAGGCAGUUGCCGAAAAAUUACAAGAAUCCAAAAUUGAUUGUCUGACCAAAGAGAAAGAUUUACACACGUAUUAUUUUAUUACGCGAUAUCCUGGACGGACUCUUAUUUUUGUUAACAGUAUUACUGCCAUUCGACGUCUUAUACCAAUCAUGAAAUUAUUAAAUAUUGAAGUUUUUGGUCUCCACGCACAAAUGCAACAAAGACAGCGGUUAAAGAAUUUGGAUAGAUUUAAGCAGAACCCUAAAGCUGUUAUGAUUGCAAGUGAUGUCGCGGCUCGUGGUUUAGAUAUUCCAUUGGUUGAACAUGUUAUACACUAUCAGCUACCGCGUUCUAGUGAUAUAUAUGUUCAUCGAAGUGGCCGUACAGCCCGUGCAAGAAAAGAAGGUAUAAGUUUGAUGCUGUGUAGCCCCGAAGAACUGAGCUUAUAUCGGAAGUUAUGCUUGAAACUAAAUAAAGCUGACGGCUUGACAAAUUUUCCUGUUGAUAGAGGCAUAUUAAAUUCAAUGAAAAAGAGAAUUGAUUUUGCAAGGCAAAUAGACCAAGAGGAACAUAAAAUGCAAAAG
This is a messenger RNA of Funneliformis caledonium, 2241 nucleotides long. Lineage: Eukaryota; Fungi; Glomeromycota; Glomeromycetes; Glomerales; Glomeraceae. The record is from the annotation of a GenBank genome assembly.